CCUCCCGGACGUUCUGACCACGCCCCCUCUGCUCUUGGCUUCCGGGUCGGAAGCCUCACGCACGGCCCCUGGGCCGGAAAGUGAGGCCAGCGGGGAGCGAGGCCCAGCGCCCGGGAUGCUGGAGGAGCCGCAGGGGCUGCCAGGGGCCCGGCAGGGGGCAGAGGAGGAAGGAAGCCCCCCAGGGGCCAGGCAGGGGGCGGAUGAGGAUGGAAGCCCCCUGGGGACCAGGCAGGGGGCGGGCGAGGAGGGGAUCCCCCCUCCUGGCGCCCCCGACCCCCCCCAGGGGAAGAAGAUCGUGCCGGGCAUCGUGUACCUAGGGCACAUCCCACCCCGCUUCCGGCCCCGGCAUGUCCGAAACCUGCUCAGCGUCCAUGGGGAGGUCGGGCGCAUCUUCCUGCAGCCCGAGGAGCGGUUCAUCCGGCAGAGGAAGAAGAAAGCUGGCGCCAAGGCCAAGAACUACACGGAGGGCUGGGUGGAGUUCAGGGACAAGCGCGUGGCGAAGCUCGUGGCUGCCAGUCUGCACAACACACCCAUGGGCACCCGCCGGCGCAGCCGCUUCCACUAUGACCUGUGGAACAUCAAGUACCUGCACCGGUUCAAGUGGCCGCACCUGAGCGAGCGGCUGGCCUACGAGCGGCAGGUCCGGCAGCAGCGCCUGCGGGCCGAGAUCUCCCAGGCCAAGCGUGAGACCAGCUUCUACCUGCGUAGCGUGGAGACCAGCCAGCGCUUCGCCCGCCGGGCCGCCACCGCCCCUGCCGGAGGGGAGGAGAAGAGCUGGGGCUUUGUCCAGCGCCCCACGGAGGAGGAGAUCCAGAGGCGCAAGGCAGGCGCAGGCGGGUGCCGACUCCGUGGGCAGCUGGCCAAGGCCCGGGAGAUCCAGCUGAAAUCCCAGACCAGCCGCUCCUUGCUGGCCAAAAUCUUCAACACCGCAGACACUGCCUUGGAGGAGACACCAGGGGGCCCAGAUCUGUAGUGAGAACCCCAGUCCCGGUGGCAGGGCUCUGAAGACCAAUUGUUGCCUCGAUUGACCCCCAGCGUCUUGACUCAGCACCGUCCCUUCUGCCCUGCUGCAGCCGCGCUCAGCCGCUGGUUUCCCGUGGAGCCGCUCGGACCGUCAGGCUGGGCUUGAUCUUGGCACCUUGUCUGUCCUGAAGACGAGACAGUGACUUGCAAACGAAAAGCUCCUUUGUAGCCCGCGGAGCCGGCCUGGUCGCCCGGUGCCCCGGCCCCCUCGGACUCCAUCCCCGUGCGUUUGAUACCAGCUGUUACCCGAGGGCUCGCCGGUCCCUCUCGCUGAGUGUGAUUAAAAAACCUGAGUGACUGAAAA
Dermochelys coriacea (leatherback sea turtle) is the source of this 1327-nucleotide messenger RNA. It is a transcript of the gene ABT1, whose product is annotated as activator of basal transcription 1. Bases 116 to 973 code for a protein of 285 amino acids. The record is from RefSeq and is a predicted model, not a curated record. Gene Ontology annotation, cellular component: nucleolus. NCBI's taxonomy places the organism in Eukaryota, Metazoa, Chordata, Testudines, Dermochelyidae. Gene Ontology annotation, biological process: small-subunit processome assembly; endonucleolytic cleavage in ITS1 to separate SSU-rRNA from 5.8S rRNA and LSU-rRNA from tricistronic rRNA transcript (SSU-rRNA, 5.8S rRNA, LSU-rRNA); endonucleolytic cleavage in 5'-ETS of tricistronic rRNA transcript (SSU-rRNA, 5.8S rRNA, LSU-rRNA). The transcript has 5 exons. Gene Ontology annotation, molecular function: RNA binding.